Molecule: messenger RNA, 3768 nt
Organism: Diutina rugosa
Lineage: Eukaryota; Fungi; Ascomycota; Pichiomycetes; Serinales; Debaryomycetaceae
Exons: 1
Coding region: 1-3768 (1255 amino acids)
Source: RefSeq, a predicted model, not a curated record
AUGGACGCGGCAAUGGCGCUGACCCGUACCGGGAAGAUGCGCAACCAGUUUGACGAAUAUGGUGCCCCAGUGGUGAACGCAGGCGACUCUCGGAAAGGGCUGAUCACGUCUCAGCUGGGCAUCAACCGCUUCUUUCGCCGAGGGAAAGGGGUCGUUGACGGCGAGUUCAACGAAGACAUGGGCGCCGAUUUGGGCGAUUUGGAGAUCGGCAACUUGGCCAACCACCACGUUUCGAUGGAAGACAUUACUCAUAUGCGCGAUCGAGGCCCAUACCAAAGCACUAAGGGUCUGCGAACUCUCGAGGACCUGACGCCAAUCAUUCCUACUAUUGGUCCAUCAGGGGUGAUUACUCCAGUUAACCCCAACCCAAAUAAAAUGUCCAACAUUCAAUACCGGAAACAAAUGAACCUGCAAAUGAAAAUGGCGUACGCUAACAGUGCUCGUGCCAUGAGUCUUGCCAACCAACCCAACAAUAAUGCAAGCUCGAACGAUCCUCGCACUAUGAGUUUCAAUUCUUACGGCAACCCUCGUACCAUGCUGUUGAUGAGCGGCGGGGCGCCUCCUGGGGGGCCACGAACGAUGUCUUUGAACAAUCGACCCGGUGCUCCCGGUUUCAAUUCUCCUUAUGGAUCCCGAGCAAACUCGAUGCAAAAUGGGCCACGCACCAUGCUGAUGAACGGCCCUAAUCAGGGAGGCAUGCCUGGCCGCGGGUUCAAUUCGCAUCCAUUAAGUCCUAUGAAUCCACAAUCAGGGUUCAACAAUCAGGGUAUGAUGAACCAGGGCAUGAUGAACCAGGGCAUGAACCAGAAUAUGCUGCCAAACCAAGGUAUGAUGCAAAACCAAGGUAUGAUGCAAAAUCAGGGUAUGAUGCAAAAUCAGGGUAUGAACCAAGGUAUGAUGCAAAAUCAAGGUAUGAUGCAAAAUCAGGGAAUGCAAAAUCAUGGAAUGAUGCAAAACCAAGGUAUAAUGCCAAACCAAGGUAUGAUGCCAAACCAAGGUAUGAUGCAAAAUCAGGGAAUGAUGCAAAAUCAGGGAAUGAUGCAAAAUCACGGAAUGAUGCAAAACCAAGGUAUGAUGCAAAAUCAGGGAAUGAUGCCAACCCAAGGUACGAUGUCAAAUCAAGGUACGAUGUCAAAUCAAGGAAUGAUGCCAAACCAGGGUAUGAAUCAGAAUAUGCAGCCAAACGUGAAUCAAGGCACUGUGGGACAGGAUUCGGGGAAUACUUCGAGCUCAACUACAAACAUGGAACAAAAUAAUCAAAACUUCCAAGGGAUAAAACAAAUGGAUGACAACAAUUUGUUCCCACAAUUUUCUGGCCUGUCUAAUGCAUCCACAUCUUUAGGACAACCUCAAGCUGAUUUUUCAAAACCCUCCUUCCCUGCAAAAGCUUCACAGGAUCUGCUAGGUCACAUCGAUGAAGACGAUGAGGAGGAAUUGGAUAGAAACAAAAAAGCCUUACCUGCUAUCCCUGAUAAUCGAAACCUGGGACCUACUCCUGCUGAGAAAGCUUCCGUUGAUGAAGGUGUUGAUUUGAAUGAGGAGUAUCCAGACGAGCCCUCUUCUGAUAGUGAGCCCGAGCAAGAAGCGAACAAAACUUAUACGGACCCGUCAAGUCAACAAACGCUGCUAAAACCCACGAACUCAAUGAAGUUGAAAAAGCUUAAUUUGUUUGGUAAUCAAAAUGGAUUGCCAUCUGCUCCUCCUACGGCAUUAUCAAAAGCAGAGCCUGACAAUUAUAGUGAUACGCUGCUGCUUCAAUUUCAACAGCCCACCUAUGAUGACGGCUCUGAUUAUGAAGAUCUGGAGGAGCCUUCCCUGCCUUCAUUCAACGCUGUUCCAGAAGAUUCCUACAACAUGCGGUACUCAACUUACGAUGACUAUAAUGCUGAUGAUAAUAGUGACAAGUUCCGCAAUUUAGGUGCCACCGCGAUUGAUGGUCUGGCGGACACCACCAAAGAAGUCUUCGUGACAGCCUCGGAUCUUGUCAGUUCACCUCAAAAGGCCUCUGGAACGUGCCCUCGCAAAAAACUUGCUAAAGUUACUGAAGACGCAAACGAUGACACCGAAGACGAGAAAUCGCAUUACAACUUUAUUCGUUCAUCUCCCACCAGAGCAGCAAAUGCCUCAGCAACGCAGGACUUGGAUGUACAGCGUCAGCUCCUGAGCUCACUGGGCCAGUUAAAAAAGCUGGUGGUGGCAAACACAGCAUUUUCAAAUUUUCGGUCAGCUUCCCAACUGGACUCUGCAUUUGAGGGGGAUGACCAGUCCAAUCAAUAUGAUGGCGUCGGAAAUGGCUAUGACUAUCGCAAAGAACUGGUCCUGAGUCUGUCAUAUGCUCCACUGAAUAGCGAUCUGGUUCAAAAAGUACCCACGGACGCGUACCGCUUUGUAUCUCAACAAUCUUUGCAAAAGGGUACAACGUCUGAUCAAUUGCAGAAGUCUGUUGUUGAGGAUAUUCCAGAGCAUGAUAACUCACUUCAGCGAGAGUCGACUCGUGAAUCGAUCCUGUAUCAAGCCUCUUCUGGUCUGGCCGUGGGCUCACCAUCAGAACUCAACAAUCGAGCAUCUUCAAUGGAUCAACGUCUACUGGCAGGGCCAUUCGAGGGCUCUAGCCAUAGAGAUGCUUCCAGAAUUGGGGGCGCAGAAGAAGUUGGAUUGGGAGCAGCGGCAUCUGUGACUAGCGAUGUGCACGACGAUGAAAAGCGUGGCUCUCGAUCGUCAAAGAAUUUUGGUUUUACGAAGUCAAAAAAUUUCUUGAAGAGACUUUCUAAACUGAGCAGAAAAUCCACGGGUCCCGAUGAUGAUUCGGCUACUCGUCGUAUACUGAUGGCGUCUAAGCUGCCAUAUCUGACGCAACCACUGAGUCCUCAAUUUGAGCGAUCUUCUAUUUCGUCUACUUUGCGUCAACAUGACCAGCCUAUGCCAUCAGUGCCUUCGGUACCGAUAGUCCCACACCGCGAAAUUCAUUUCAGCAAAGAGGAAAUGGCCAUCAUGACGUGCAAUAACGAUUUACUCACUGAAUUAGAGCUUGUGACCACUGAAUUAGCGCUGUCGAUAAAACGUGAACUUGCUAUGGAAAGUGGAGUAAGUUCAACUCACCCUAACAUCCAGGUUGAUCAAUCAAGGAUAAUCGCUGAAUUGCAAGAGAAGCUCAACCAAGAGCGGCGUAUGAGAUUUUUGGCGGAGGAGCAUGCAAUGCUCUAUGAGCAUGGUCAACAACCUAGUGCUCUCAAAUUGAGUUACGAAAAGCUGGAAAUGUACCGUGAAUUGUUGGUGAAGCAGGAUUUAGUACAACAAUUAGAGGAUCGUGUGGCUGAGCUCGAGGAGUCCAAAGGGCAUAACGAUCAGCUGUUGCUUGACAAAUACAACGAAAUCUUGCAGGAAAAUACUGAUCUCAAGUUUCGAGUCAUUCCUGAACUCGAGCGCAAGUUCAAGGAUGCUGAACAAAGGAAAAUCAACACUCUCACCAAGCAAUUGCUGCUUGUUGGAAGCGGUCAGCAUGAUGUUGGGGACGAGAUUGUUACUCUUAAAAAACAACGUGAGGAAUUGCGCGAGGUUGUGACCAAUUUGACUCAAAGCCACAAGCAAGAAUUAAGGCAAGUGCAAGAACGGAAUCGUCAAUUGGAAGCGAAAAUGGAAGAGUAUAAACAAGUCAAUCAGAAGUUGAGUGGUUUGAGUGACAGACAAGAGCGUCGUGGCCACGGGAAGCUGGGAAAGUUACCCGGUUUAGCGAUCGUGCUGCCGAACCGGUUGUUCGAUCGAUCUUAG